AUGGAGAAACAGCUCCUCGAGCUGGUGCUGACGGCAAGAGCGGGAAAGUGCCAGUCUAAGUACCAGCGUCUGAUGGCUCAGUACAGGACAGACCGCUUCACCAGUAAUCUCGCUACCGGGGAGGAAGGUGAAUCUAUCACGAACUUUGCCGCAGAGGGUCUAAAUAAAGCUGCAGAAUCUUCAAGCGGGCCUGCUGAGCAGAGUAGCGGCAACAGUUCGCUCGCAAGUGAUGAGGAGAAACGCCAGCUCUCUCGAAGUCACCAGCAACGUUCUAGCAAGGUGAAGAGGCUACGAGACAAAGCAGUGGCAGCUGCCACGGCAACUACAGCAGCGAAUGAUAGGGCGUUGGAGGCAUUCAUUGCUGCAUGCAACAGGAAUAAGCAGUUUUUCAAAAAGCGGACCAAACAGAUUGAACAAAUUGGUACGCGCACGCGACUCGAGGCAUUGUCAAUCAACAGCAGGACCUUGCGAUUUUGA
Molecule: messenger RNA, 477 nt
Organism: Phytophthora infestans T30-4
Lineage: Eukaryota; Oomycota; Peronosporomycetes; Peronosporales; Peronosporaceae
Exons: 3
Coding region: 1-477 (158 amino acids)
Source: RefSeq, a predicted model, not a curated record